Drosophila teissieri is the source of this 2187-nucleotide messenger RNA. Its product is annotated as estradiol 17-beta-dehydrogenase 11. The transcript has 8 exons. The record is from RefSeq and is a predicted model, not a curated record. Gene Ontology annotation, cellular component: lipid droplet. Gene Ontology annotation, molecular function: oxidoreductase activity, acting on the CH-OH group of donors, NAD or NADP as acceptor. NCBI's taxonomy places the organism in Eukaryota, Metazoa, Arthropoda, Insecta, Diptera, Drosophilidae. The coding region runs from base 843 to 2042 and encodes 399 amino acids.
AAACGUUGGUCAUUUUACUAAUAUAAUGAUCCACGUGGAAGGUGUUAACAGUUUCAGGUGCUAAUGCACUUUUACUGACUUUUUAUAACAAUUUAUCUUCGGUGUUUCAUAACUCUAAUUAGCCGACCCUUUUAGCGCCGCGUGAAAAAUGUAUGAAAAAAGCAUAGAAACAUAAAUCUUAAUUAUUUUAAACAAUUACACAAAAAGCGAAAUAGGGAAAUAAAUAACAAGCCUAAGGCGAAGCGCAGCGCAAAGCGGCAAAAGAACCAAACCGCGAGCAAAACAAAAAAAAACACCAACUUAUAAAAUACUAUAAGCCCAGCCGAAGCUGCGGUUCAAGCUCGAUGACGUCACAAGCGCGGCUUUGGUCGAGCGGAGAGCGGUAAGCAGCGCAGCGCAGUCGGCGUCGACGUCGACGCCGGCGAUAUAUCCAAUAGCGCGCCAAAAUAAGAAGUCGAAAUUCAUUCCUUUCGAGCCCACAACGUUCAAAUUCGUUUGCUACGCUCACGAGAGCGGACGUGCAGUGCGGAAAAAUCCGACAAAAUCAGGCAAAGUCGCCAGAUCCAAACUAAAUACGGAAUAAGCAAAGAUACAAAAGCGCAAUUCCACACGAAACAAACUCAAAACUCAAAACAAAUCCACAUUAAUAUCGCGUCUGUUGCUUGCGGUUGUGUUUCGUCCGCAUUUAAAUUAACGGGCAAAAACGACGAGAAAUUACAUAAAUCAAAAGCUAAAAAGCUAAUUAAAUAGAAAACCUGUGUCAAAGCGAAGUGUGAUUAACUCCCCGAUAUCUAAACAGAUAACAGUCGAAUCGAGCAAAUCCAGUGCCAGUCUGCCUAAAAAUGGAGAAAAAUAACAACGAGCACCCCGCCGAGAAUGCGCAAGUCCUGGCCAACGGACACGUCCACCCCAAUGCCAAUGGCGUGGUCCACCCUAAAAAGGAGGCAGUCGCUCCUGCUGCGGACGCCUGGCGCCAAGUCCUGUGGAAUACCUGGGACGCCUUUGCGGACGUGGCAUGGUUCAUCAUCUGCUGCAUUGGAUACAUCUUGCAGGAUCUUUACUACAUUGCCUUCGGCUAUCCCGAAAAGGAGCUCAACACAGACAUAGCACUGAUCACAGGUGGUGGCAACGGCCUUGGGCGCCUUCUAGCUGAGAGAUUGGGAAAAAUGGGAACCAAGGUCGUUAUCUGGGACAUCAACAAGAAGGGCAUUGCGGAAACCGUCCAAAUUGUCGAAGAUGCGGGUGGUUAUUGCAAGGGCUAUGUGGUGGAUAUAUCCAAAAAAGAGGAGGUCUACAAGGCAGCAGAUGUCAUCAGAGACGAAGUCGGUGAUAUCACUCUGCUGAUCAACAAUGCGGGCGUUGUAUCUGGACUGCACCUUUUGGAUACACCUGACCAUCUGAUCGAAAGAUCGUUCAAUGUGAAUGUCAUGGCACACUUUUGGACGACAAAAGCGUUUCUGCCCAAAAUGAUUGAGAAUGAUCGAGGACACAUUGCCACGAUCGCCUCGCUGGCCGGCCAUGUGGGCAUUAGCAAAUUGGUCGAUUACUGUGCGAGUAAAUUCGCAGCGGUUGGCUUUGAUGAGGCUUUGAGGCUGGAGCUGGAAGUCCUUGGACAUACGAACAUCCGAACCACCUGCAUCUGCCCCUUCUUCAUCCAGGCCACUGGCAUGUUCGACGACGUGAAUGCCAGAUGGGUCCCCACGCUGAAUCCCAACGAUGUGGCCGAUCGUGUCAUUGCGGCCAUCAGGAAGAACGAGAAACUGGCCGUCAUUCCCGGUUUCCUGAAGGUCCUCCUCUCCUUCAAGUGGACCUUCCCCUGGGGCUGCGUGGGUGGCUUGCUGAAGCGCCUGGUGCCCGACGCCUCCCCCCACGGCCUGCCCAGCUCCAUAGCCGUGCCCGCCGUACCGCUGAACUCCAGUUCCAAGUCGACGGCCGCCGAUAUUGCCGCUCUGGAUGCUGAGCUAAGUAGCGUUACCCUGCCGGCCAAGCCACCCUCGAUGCUCAUCCAAAGGACACCGUCGCUGGGGGAGCGAGUCCUUUAAGCGCCCAAGACCAAGAGCACACCAUCCACUCCUGUUGUUUGCUCACAUUCUUUUUUCAACGUCGUGUGCAUUUUAUGAGCGUGGAGUUACGAGCAUGUGUAAUUGAUUUUCGUGUUGUUGGCGUUUGACUGCGAGGAACCAAUAC